This is a messenger RNA of Loxodonta africana (African savanna elephant), 2183 nucleotides long. It is a transcript of the gene MCFD2, whose product is annotated as multiple coagulation factor deficiency 2, ER cargo receptor complex subunit. The transcript has 4 exons. The record is from RefSeq and is a predicted model, not a curated record. Gene Ontology annotation, molecular function: calcium ion binding. Lineage: Eukaryota; Metazoa; Chordata; Mammalia; Proboscidea; Elephantidae. The coding region runs from base 103 to 543 and encodes 146 amino acids.
GCAAAAACGUUCUGGGACGGGGGCUGGCGAGGCUCAUCGUGGGAGGCUUCGCGUCUGGGGCGAAGCUGUUUGGCGACCGAGGACUGCGGGGUACUGGUGACCAUGAGAUCCUUGCUGCUGCUCAGAACCCUGUCCCUGUGCAGCCUGCUCUGGGCCGUUUGUGGCCUGGGCGUCAGGGCCCAGGGACCUGGGGCCAGCUUCUCCCACGCUGGCAACGCGGGCCUGGACAAGAACACAGUACACAACCAAGAGCACAUCAUGGAGCAUCUAGAAGGUGUCAUCAACAAGCCAGAGGCGGAGAUGUCCCCACAAGAGCUGCAGCUCCAUUAUUUCAAAAUGCAUGAUUACGAUGGCAAUAAUCUGCUUGACGGCCUAGAACUCUCCACAGCCAUCACACAUGUCCACAAGGAGGAAGGGAGUGACCACGCACCGCCAAUGAGCGAAGAUGAGCUGAUUAGCUUAAUAGAUGGCGUUUUGAGAGACGAUGACAAGAACAACGAUGGAUACAUUGACUAUGCUGAGUUCGCAAAAUCGCUGCAGUAGACCUCAUCGGGCUGUCUCCUAGUUAUAUGCAAAUGUGACCUGUUAUAAUGUGAUUGAACGCUUUCGUAACACAAAAUAACCCAUUGCCAACUAUUGUUGCAGUAUUUUGGUAAAAACCUCUAGGAACUGGUUCCACUGGGGUGAGAAAGGAAAAUAACAGAAAUAAAAGGGAAGAGAAACGGGACAUUUCAGAGUCCUUCAGUACUGCUAAACCUCUUAUCGGAUAAGGGCCUGAUCAAAGAAUUUCCAAAAGAACAUUGGAUACUUGGAGCUGAGUCCUCAGGAACUUGAAUUCAGCUGUAGAAUCCUGCUAGUCUCUUAGUCUUAAUUCAUGCUCCCUGAAAAGUAAGACCGCAAGCCUUGCCAAUUGGACACACAUUACAGUUGACAGUGAAGGAGUGAAGUGGAUGCCAGAUGUUUCUCCUGGUGGGUCCUGUCUCUUCAGGUAAAUGUGGUCAGUAUUCUGUACAGGUCCUCUGGCCUAAAUAAUUACUUGCUUUGGGCACGAUUAUAUUUAUAAGGCUAUUUCAAAGCCACAGCAUAAGAAGAAUGUCAAGUGUUGAGUUCCGCUGGUCACAGAGUCCAAGGUUCUGUACCCUCUGGCAUUUUGGAAGUGAUACACAACUAACCUAAGCGAUUAACCUUUUCCAGUUUUUCAGUACUGUCUGAGACUACUGCCACAUCCUUAUACCUUGUUCUAUGUGUUCAACGUGAGAGAGACCUUGAAUUUAAAAGUGUUCUCUGGUCUAAUCACUAGCAAAUGUUUUAGCUUUCUUAAUAUUUGUAUUUAACUCUGGUUUCUAGGGUCUUGUUUUACCAUUUAGAAACUAUUAGGAAUGUAAAGAUUUACUCCUUCUGCUCGAUACAUUGGGGGUAAAACUACUAGCUGGUCUGUAGCCCAGGUGAGAAGUAGAAAGAUCAUCCACCAAACACAGGGUUUAGCCUAAUACAGGGUUAUCCUUUAGAAGGAAUGUGGUUUUAAUGACUGCUUUUAGUCUGAAUACAUGAAUCCUUUCCGAUCAAGAAAGGUUAGGAAAAGACGCCUAAAAACCCUGUGACUUUAAUAGCUCUUCUUCGCGGAGUUCAGGUAGUUGGCUUCUGAGAGCUGUAGCCUCACAGUCAUUAUUUCUUCUCAGCAGAAACAGCUAAAUUUUAAGCCAAAGGAACAAGAGUAGUCUUUGUUUAUAUGCGUGCGUAUGUUACACCCAUUGCCUGAGGUCUUCAAAAUCAAAAGAACAGUUUGGAAACAUCUACACAGUGUUAGAUAUUACCUCCUAGUUCCACGUCUCUCCCAAGAUUCACAUCUAAUGCGAAUCUCAAUAGUGGUUGAAAAUGAGAAGCAGCAGGUUGUAAUUUAGUUCAUUGAAUGUGAUGGACAUGCUGUAGUAGAGACUUGAAAUGAUUACUACGUGGGGGGAAGAAACCACAUAAAAUUUGCUGUAAGAUGUAUAGAGACUUAUUUUCUUUAUUAAAGUAUUCUUAUAAGAAAAUGUGUAUUUGUAAAGAUAGUUUCCUGUGUCAAGUAUUUGUGUAAUCAGAGCUGAAUUGUAAAUUAUUCUUGUAAUAGCUAGUCAUUUGGAAAGAUUUAUAUAAUGUACUCUGGAUACACGACCAAUAAAACUGGCGAAGCAAAGAACGGU